UGUCCCUACAGCUUUCCGGAGAUGUUGGUUGCUGGUUUCUUUUCAGCUCUCAGAGUUGGCAGUGCAAGAACAAGACAGUCGGAGAGACAGGCAAAGAGGCAGGUGCUGUGAGUCUUACUGAGACAUUAUGUCCAAUCCCAGUGCUCCCCCAAGUUAUGAUGGAAAAAGCCUCCUCUACCCACCACCAUAUGAUGGAUAUUCUGGGGCAUAUCCUGCUGGAUGCCCCGGGGCUGACCCACAGCCACCACCGUAUAGUGCUGUCUCUCCACAGCCUGGAGGCUACCCUCAGCCAGUUCCUCCUUUGGAAACACUUCCAGUGAACUUUAGUGACAGGUCUGGCAGCAGUGGCAGGGAAGAGUAUGGGCAUUUCAGUCCAACAGGCUGGGACAACAAGAAAGUUCGACAUGCUUUCAUCCGCAAGGUUUAUGGCAUCAUCUCAGUGCAGCUGCUCAUGACUGUGGGCAUCAUCGCUAUUUUCACCUUUGUCACCCCUGUAAGCAGUUUUGUGCGAAGGAAUAUUGCUGUGUAUUAUGUGUCUUAUGCUGUAUUCCUGGUCACUUAUCUGGUAUUGGCAUGCUGUGAAGGCCCACGGAGACGCUUCCCAUGGAACAUCAUCCUUCUGUCUGUCUUUACAUUGGCCAUGGGAUUCAUGACUGGCACCAUUACUAGCAUGUAUGAUACAAAAGCUGUUCUCCUUGCCAUGAUAAUAACAGCUGUAGUGGCCGUAGCAGUCACCGUCUUCUGCUUCCAGACAAAGGUGGAUUUCACAUCCUGUACUGGCUUGUUCUGUGUAUUGGGCAUCGUUGUCAUGGUGACUGGGAUUAUCACAGCAGUUGUCCUGUCUUUCAAAUAUGUUUACUGGCUCCAUAUGCUAUAUGCAGCUAUCGGUGCAAUUGUUUUCACCCUGUUUCUUGCAUUCGAUACCCAGUUGGUGUUGGGCAACAGAAGACACACAAUCAGCCCUGAAGAUUACGUCUUUGGAGCCCUCGAGAUCUACAUGGACGUAGUCCGCAUCUUCCUCUUCCUCUUGCAGAUUGUAGGCCGCAGAAAUUAGGAGGCCGAAACCCUGUUUUGCUUGUGAACAUUUUGCAACUUUUCCCACAGUGAAAUACUUUUCUUUCUGAACUUAAUAUUCUGCUCCUUUGCUCUUAUAGAAGUUACUAGUGGAUUCACAUGGUAGACAGAGUUACAGCUACAAGUGGGAGGCUGCAGAUUCUGUACGGUGUGGGCAUUGACUGUAAUCUAAAAAACUACAGGGCUUUCUUUAAUCUAAAAACUACAGGGUUCACAUCAGAUUUAUAUUUUGAAUAAGACAAACUUUAGUCUUUGUGUGGUGGAGUGACCAGAGAUUACAUUAUCCUAGACACACUUGUUUUGGAAUAAAUCACUCUGAAAUCACUGUUGACUUCAGAGUAACAAGGCUUGUUACUCAAGCUAUAAAGUAAGGUGAUAAUAGAUAUGUGGAUGCGAUGAGUCUUAGCGGUGUGGAAUUCUGCAAUGAGUCUUAGCUGUGUGAUAGAACUCAGUUUGCAGACAGAAUUCUGCCCAGAUUCACUCAUCUAAAAGAUUUAAAACAGCUGUGCCGUGAAAGGUUUCUGUCUGAACCACUGGAGAGUUGCUUGCAGCCAGACAACACUGGGUUAGAAUGAUGAAGGUUCAUGCAUUCAUUGUUUCUAGAUCUGGUAUCAUUGAUUUGCCCAUAUACUUAAUUCUGUUUCUGUAGGCAACAGUGUAAUUUGCCUAUCCCAAAACCAAAACUGUUCACAUAAGUCAAGUAUAAGUACUUGCCCCUCAAAACCCUCACAGGUAGUCCUUAUGUCACAAGUUGAAUAAGGGUUUUCCACCACAACUACAUCAUCAUGAAACUGAAUCUUUGGAUUGUAAUAGCUAGUCAGUGGAGCAGGAAGGAGAGCCAGCUCCUAAAACACAAUCUCUUGUAUGAAUUAAGACUACAAGCAGAGCUCAUUUGAGCUUGCUUACAGGUCAGAACCGUUGAUGUCAAUUGUAGCAGUUUCUGGAAGCCUUUACCAGCAGAAUAACUGCUUGAAGCUCUGCCUUGUGGAGGAAUUGUUGUUUGGUGCCUUCCAUGAAAUGACUUUGAGUUGGGGUUUUUUAACAUCUACAUGGCUUGUAGAUGUUAUCUAUAUCCCCCCCCCCCCUCUUCUGUUGAUGGCUCCAAAACUAGUGAUAUAAUCCAGACAACUUGUCAAGAAAGAAGCAAGAUAAAAUGUUUAGGUUUUCUCUGAUUGCGCAUGGGGUGCAUUUACUUUGACUAUCAGGUUGGAAUUUGAACACGUAUGUUGAUUGGAUUAUACAUAUUGCAUGCUGGAUUAGAAUCAUAGAGUUGGAAAGGACCUCCAGGGUCAUCUUGUCCAACCCUCUGAACAAUACAUAAAAAUACCUCACCCCCACACCUCCAUGUCCAGAAGAUGUUAAAAAAAAAACCCUCCAGGAUCUCUGGCCAAACUGACCUGGAGAAAAUUGCCUCCUGGCUCCAAACUGAUGGCCAGCAUUUCCCUGGGCAUGUAAGAAAGGACCACAAGAACUAAGCACUAAUGCAGCUCUUCCUGCCCUCCCUCCCUCCCUCUCAUGAUCUGCCUAAGUUUACAGACUCAGCAUUGCUGUCAGAUGGCCAUCUUAGCCUCUGAAAACCUCCAAAGGAGGAGAACUCACCACCUCCUAAGAAAGCCUGUUCCACUCAAGAACUGCUCUGUGAAGAUGUUUCUUGAUUUAAUUUCAACCCAUUGGUUCUGCUCCAACCUUCUGGGGCAACAGAAAACAACUCUUCACCAACCUCUAUAUGACAGCCCUUCGAGUACUUUUUUACUUACAACAACGCACUUUGGAUAUGAUAAGAAUAAAUUUUAUUGUAUCGUAGUUAUUAAUUUCUUGUACUUGGUGGCCCUUAUCACGUUGUAGUUUCUUGUAGGUGACUGUUUUACACGCUGUGAUUCCACUUGACAGUUCUGCUUCUACAACCUGAGCAUGCAGAAGCUGUCUGCUAUUUAACCAACUUAAUUUCUGCUCCAGUUAUCAAGCACUUUAGGCUGCAUUGUGUAGCCAGCUGCAGCUGUAUCCUUAAACCUUAGCACUUCCCUGUGAUGAAAUGCUGGAGAUACAAAAUAGCACAAAUUAUUAUUUGUCUUCAAGUUGUUGCUGACUUAACAGUGACCCCAUAGGGUUUUCAAGGCAAGAGACAAUCAGAGGUGGUAUACCACUGCCUAUCUCUACAUAUUCCUUGGUCUCCUGGCCCUGCUUAGAUUCCAAGAUCUGACAAGAUCAGGCUAGCUUGGGCUAUCCUUAAGGAUAGAUUAUAUAGAAUGAUUUAAAGGUGUAUGUCUGAAAGGACUGUUGAAUAUAGGGUUGCCAAUCCCCAGGUGGGGGCAGGGGAUCCCCCAGUUUGGAGGCCCUCCCCCUGCUUCAGGCUCGUCAGAAAGCGGGGGGGGGGGGAGGGAAAUGUCUGCUGGAAACUCUCUUAUUCCCUAUGGAGAUUUAUUCCCAUAGAAAAUCAUGGAGAAUUGAUCCGCGGGUUUCUGGGGCUCUGGAGAGAUGUUUUUUGCGGUAGAGGCACCAAAUUUUCAGUAUAGCAUCUAGUGCCUCUCCCCAAAAUACCUCUAAAGUUUCAAAAAGAUUGGACGAGGGGGUCCAGUUCUAUGAGCCCCAAAAGAAGCUGCCCCUAUCCUUCAUGAUUUCCUAUGGAAGGAAGGAAUUGAAAAGGUAUGCCGUCCCUUUCAAUGUGAUGGCAAGAACUCCCUUUGGAGUUCAAGUAUGCUUGUCACAGCCUUGAUCUUGGCUCCACCCGUAAUGUCUCCUGGCUCCACCCCCAAAGUCCCCAGAUAUUUCUUGAAUUGGACUUGGCAACCCUAGUUGAAUAUGAUUCCUGUUAUAACCAGGCAAAUGGUCAUUGAUUCUGGACUGCCAAUAGCCUUGUUACCUCCAAAAGAAACAGAGGUACAAAAGUUAAAACUAGUGGAUAGCUGACCUUAGGAGCUAUUAUACUGAUAGUCCAGUUCAAAGAUUAGUUGGUGCACAGUAUGCUCUUUGGCUGGUGAUCGUGUCACCAACCCUUACCCAUGUAUGAAUAAAGGGCUAGAAAGUGACCACUUUAUCCCCCCCCCCCAAAUAAUCUUAGCUAUAGGGUCUCCACUCUCAUUGAGCUGGUUGGUACACUGGAAUUUUGAGAACAGGGAGUGAAUGUCACCAUUUAAUGGCUACUGGGGGAUUUUGAGGCCAUAAUAAUUUGGGGGUUGCAAGUCAAACACUCUCCUAUAAUGGAGGGUCCUGGGUGAUGCAUUCUCCUGGCUUCUACUGAACCAAGACAGAACUAGUGUUUGCCUUAGGAAGGCGCAAUGAAUACCAGGAGGACACCUGUUGGGCACCUUGGGUAUCCAAUUCAAAAAAGCAGGGGAAGAAGUGCCUAAAUACACAGUGUCCCCAUUUGCCUCAGUUUGCUAUCUUAGUGGGAAGGAACAAGGUCAAACGACUAGUGCCUGAAGCGCUCAGAGAUGGGUUGAGGAGCAAACAGUUGUUACAUUUUAUUAUCUUAUUAUUUUGGGGAGGGAUGGGGGCUCAGUGGUAGAGCAUCUGCUUGGGAAAGCAGAAGGUCCCAGGUUCAAUCCCUGGCAUUUCCAAAAAAGGGUCCAGGCAAAUAGGUGUGAAAAACCUCAGCUUGAGACCCUGGAGAGCCGCUGCCUGUCUGAGAAGACAAGACUGACUUUGAUAGACCGAGGGUCUGAUUCAGUAGAAGGCAGCUUCAUAUGUUCAUAUCUGCAAGAAACACCAGAAUGUGGAUUGUGAAGGAUGCAUGAUUCAGUGCAUCGUUUGUGUCUUGCAUGCAACAGGAGAAUUUGCUUAUUUUAUAUGGGUGUUCUAGGCUUUCCCCAAAAAACAUUUAGUGCCUUCUUUUCAGAAGCUGGAGAUGUUUCCUGGUUCUCUGAGUGAGUCUCAGGUAAAUUUGGUUUGUAGACUGAAGAGUUUGAGUAUGUUCCAAUCUAUUUUUGUUAACAGAUGUUGAAUGGAGGAGGUUGGUUAAUACAAUGUAAAUGUACAAAACAUUCACUCCCCCCUCCCCAUUUAUAUAAGUUAAAUCUACCGACCAUACACAAUAGAUGCUGUAUAAAAAUGUAAAAAUAAAUGUAAAAUAAAA
Molecule: messenger RNA, 5146 nt
Organism: Heteronotia binoei (common prickly gecko)
Lineage: Eukaryota; Metazoa; Chordata; Lepidosauria; Squamata; Gekkonidae
Gene: TMBIM1
Product: transmembrane BAX inhibitor motif containing 1
Exons: 12
Coding region: 128-1054 (308 amino acids)
Biological process (GO): negative regulation of apoptotic signaling pathway
Cellular component (GO): membrane; endoplasmic reticulum; Golgi apparatus
Source: RefSeq, a predicted model, not a curated record